AUGGAAGACAUCGGGGAGAGGGAAGGAGGCCACGUCCAGGAGAGAGGCAGCAGUGGGCGGAGGGAUGGAGAGAGUGGGGAGGAAGAGGGGAGCGAUGCUAGUGGACAGGGCAUCAUCAUUGUGGAGACACGGUCUCUUUGCACGGAGGAGGCGAUGAUAACAGAGGAUCAGGGGGAGGUGGAGAGGGGGAAAGAGGAGGGGACGGAGGAGGAGGUGAAGGAACCAGAUAAGGACGUGGAGAUGGAGGAGGUGAAGAGACAGGAGGGGAAGAUGGAGGAGGUGACGGGUGCAGAGGAGGUGAUGGAGAAGACCAUGAAGGAGCAGAGUUUGGGGGCGAUGGAGGGGGUCGAGGAAGAUGAGGCGAAUGAAGUGGAGGAGUCGGCUAUUGUCAUUACGGAGAUUCGCUCUGUGGCCAAUGAGUUUGAUCAGCAAGGUGGAGGUGAGGAUAAGGGAAUUCAGGACGAGGAGGUGGAGCUGCCAGCCAGUGUUGUGGGCAUAGGCCGGGCUGACGAGUUGGAGGAGGAACAGCAAAGAAGUGAGGGAUGUAGGGACCAGGGUGAGCGGGUGCGGCAGACUGGGUAUGGAGACCGGGUGAAGGAGAAUGAGGAGGUGGCUCAACGAGGUGGUGGUGAUGAAAGAGAAGACAUGAGAGAUGAGUUGAGGGAAAUUGAUGAGCAAGGGGGAGCAGUAGAUAGAAACCGUACUGAUGAGGUCAACACCCCGGAGGUUGAGCAGCGACGAGGUGGAGGAGGAGGUGGAGGCACCCAGGAUGAUGAGAUGAAGCCGCCAGGAGGCAAUGGAGACGAUGAAGAGGAAGCUGGUGUGGCACGAAGAGGAGGUGGCACAGACGAGGAAGCGGAGCAGCACGGAGGAGGAGGUGGAGGAGGUGAAGAGUGCCGGGUGGCGGUUUCGAGUCGUCUGAUGGCCGUGCUGCUUCAAGCUUGUGGCGAUGUAGCCAAGAAGAAGGGGGGAGAAGAGCCAGCCGAUGGGGGUGACGUCGCUGCCAGUCUGAUGGAUCUCGAUGCUCGGGCCCGAGCCGCCCACAUUGCCACAGAGAUGGAGGCAGCACAGAUGGGCAGCCCCUCCUCUCCGCCCCUGGACCAGUGCCACAACAAUUUUGACACCCACUCGGACCAAGACAAUGAAGAGAGAGACGAGGAGGAGGACGACGAGGAGGAGGACGACGAGGAGGAUGAAGAUGAGGAGGAUGAAGAUGAGGAGGAUGAGGAGGAGGAUGAGGAGGAGGAUGAAGAGGAGGAUGAAGAGGAGGAGGCCUGGCAUGAAGACGACCAUGACUACACAUCACAGUUCAUGCACAACGGGCUUGCACAGAACCCACAGAUCUGCAAACAACCGUGCAUCCUUCUUAUGGACUCGCUUCGUGGUCCAAACCGAGACCACGUGUUCGACACCAUCUGGGAGUACUUGGAGGAGGAGUGGGAGGCAAGGCGGGGCACGCGGAGGCGCUUCAGCAGGGACACGAUGCCCGCGUGCUCCGUGCUGCUGCCUCAGCAGGACAACUUCAGCGACUGCGGGGUCUUCCUGCUGCAAUACGUCGAGAGUUUCCUCAAGACGCCCGUGACAAGUUUCGACCUCCCCAUGCGCCUGGACGGGUGGUUCCCCCCGGCCGCCACUCGCCACAAGAGGCAGGAGAUUAAAGAGCUCAUCCUGGCCCUGCACCAGCAGCAGAAGGAGCAGCAGCGCAAUGCGUGAAUGCGCCCACUGCUGCAGCAUUGUCGCUCAGCCGGCUGCAGCAUCGUCGCUCAGCCGGUCGCAGCAUCGUCGCUCAGCCGGCCGCAGCGUCGUCGUUCAGCCGCAGCGUCGUCGUUCAUACACAGCGUCGCUCAGCCACAGCGUCGUCGCUCAGCCGGCCGCAGCGUCGUCGUUCAUCCGCAGCGUCGUCGUUCAACCACUGCGUCAUCGUUCAGCCGCAGCGUCGUCGUUCAGCCGCAGCGUCGUCGUUCAGCCGCAGCGUCGUCAUUGCUCAGCAACAGCGUCAUCGCAAGCCACAGCAUCAUCACCUGGACCAGGGGCGGCUGUCUUUUUUAUAUCAAAGUGCUUUCUCAGGAAAGCGCUGGGUGGGUGUAGGGGGAGGGGGGGCGUGCUCUGGAAUUUUAUGCGGGGGGGGGUGGAAUGGGGGUGGGGAGGAGCACGAUGGGAUAAUGGAGCGAGGAGCAGCUACCGAACCCGACCACGGACAGCGUCAGAAGACACGACGACGUGUUUUUUUUUUUAUCAAGCGAGAGCGGCGCCCACCCCCAGUGACCAAAUUGGCGUGAGUGGCGGUGACGUCAUUAUUUGUCGUAGUUACCGUCGUGGUCGUCGUUGUCGUCGUUGUCGUCGUUGUCGUGGUGGUGAUGAUUCCCCGGUGGGGUCGCAAUGUCCCUCGUUUGCUGCGUUUGAUUUCGAGGGCGGCGGCGGUGAGCACCGGACGUUGAAGCGACCCUGCGGUUUGGGAGGCCCACGCAGCGAUCCGCUGUCCACGGGAGAGUGGGUGAUGGGGGUGGGCGAAGAGGGGGAGCGCGUUGGGGCCGGCACGAUGGAAUGAGUUCUGGGAGAAGUGCUAGAGAAUCCCCGGGAUAGACGGCGCCCGUCGCGACGAACUUAUAGGGGCCGCACACACUGGUGGGCGACUCUGUGUGGGGUGACUGUGUGGGGGGUGACUGUGGGGGCACACAGUGACUUUGUGGAGCGACUCUGUGGGGGGGGUGACCCUUUGUGGCGGGCAACUCUGUGGAACGUCUCUGUCAGCAACUCUGUGUGCCACUGAUUGGUCCCCCCCCACCACCCGCAGCAAGAAAGCCGGUGCCUCCGAUUGACUUGACGCAUGUGACAAGGACGACGACGACCCUAUUUGUUGACACGCGUGACGGUGCGUGUUGGUGUGCGUGUGGAGAAGGUUGUCGGGAUCUCAUUUACGUACGAUUGUCUCGCUGGCCACACACACAGCGAGUGGCUCAUUUGCGACGCUUGGGAAUUCACAAACUGAACGUUAACAAACGGGAUCGGACGAUGCUGACGAGAUGGUGCAAAUGAGGGACGGGGGCCAUACAAUCGAGACAACAGCCGGUUGACACUGCUUGCUAGAGCAGAGCACGACACGAGCCCUCGACUUUGCAGGAUUGGGAAUUGUUACGCAGCUAGGAUCGAUCGGCUCAGCGGCGAAUGUUCGUCGGCAGUAAGAUAAACGACCGCAGAGGUUCAGCCCCCUGUGUGUGCAGCAGCUGUGUCCCAGGCAGUCGGUAACCGGGCCGAGACCGCCAACGACUCCAACGCUUGAGUGAAGGCCAUUGAUGUCUCGGGGGCGGCCGAUGGCUUGCUCGCAAAGUUGAACGCAGGGAUCUAUCGUUAGAUCGCGAUGGUGGUUGGGGGGGGGUGACGUCCCAGAGUCGCUGUCGACUCAGCAAUUGGGACCUACGCAGAGGGGGGGGACCCAAGGAGAUGCCGCAAUACCCCCCCCCCUGCAUUUCCCCUCCUUACCCCCACAGUUCACAGGUGUGGAUGAGUCCUCCCCAAAGUUCAUGGUUCUCUCUCUCACACCCCAACAACAACAAAAUAACAACGCGAAUUUUGACUCCGUUGGUUUUUUUGCAGUGCCGAUGGAGCCGCACCCCCAACCCCACCCCCUCCCCCGUGGUGAAUGCCGCGGCUGGUGUAGAUUUCCUUAAAUCUCCGUUUGUCGUUAACAUUAUUUGUGUUGAAGUGGCUUCCUUUGGUUCGUCUGCCCUGUAAAUACGAUUUCACAGCAAAAACUCGGUUCUAAUAAAUCACGUUUGACUCGAUCAUCUUCGUUUUUAUUUAAGUUUGAUGUCUACAAUA
Lethenteron reissneri (Far Eastern brook lamprey) is the source of this 3819-nucleotide messenger RNA. RefSeq lists its product as uncharacterized. Gene Ontology annotation, biological process: protein desumoylation; proteolysis. NCBI's taxonomy places the organism in Eukaryota, Metazoa, Chordata, Hyperoartia, Petromyzontiformes, Petromyzontidae. Gene Ontology annotation, molecular function: SUMO-specific endopeptidase activity. The record is from RefSeq and is a predicted model, not a curated record. Gene Ontology annotation, cellular component: cytoplasm; nucleus.